UGUUGUCAAACUUGCCAAAUAGCAGUGUCCGUGAUUCAUGUGACAUUUAUAGUAUUUUACCAAAUCAGAAUGACCCUGCUACUAUUUUGAGUUGUUUGUUUAUAACUUAACAGCAUUUUUGAAAAGGAGAUUUCGAUUUCUGUUAAAAGAAAUCAUAGUUUUAUGACAAAAUAUUGGAACUUAUUUUGUGCAACAUAUUUUGUCUUUUGACUUGAAAAAUCUGAGAAAUUCAAAUAUUUAUUUGAAAUAAUAGGUACAGUGUAGAUACAGUAAGUAAAAAAUAUCUAGAACAAUGAAGCUUUAUUGUAUAGAAGUGCUAUUCAAAGAUUCCAAUGGCAAAGUUAGGCUUCUUGCUGCUACACAUGACCUUCAAUCUUUUGGAUAUUUUCAAAGGUCAAGUGUCAAAGAGUUUAUGGAUUUCACCAGUAAAAUCAUUGUAGAAAGGACAGCAAUUUGUUCAAGGUCAUCUGUCAAAGAACAAGAAUACAUAUGUCAUGUGUAUGUUAGAUCUGAUUCACUGGCUGGUGUUGUAAUAGGUGACCAUGAAUACCCAAACAGGGUGGCUCAUACUUUAUUAAAUAAGGUUUUAGAUGAUUUUACAAAUAAAGGGCCAAAGGCACAGUGGUCUAUAAGUAAUCCUGGAGAUAUACCAUUUAAAGAGUUAGAUGAAUAUUUAUCAAAGUACCAGGAUCCUAAAUCGGCUGAUGCCAUGACUAAAAUACAGUCAGAACUAGAUGAGACAAAGAUUAUACUGCAUAACACAAUAGAAGCUGUUUUAGAUAGACAUGAAAAAUUGGAUAAUCUGAUAGAAAAAUCUGAUGGAUUAAGUAUGCAGUCCAAAGCAUUUUAUAAAACGGCAAAGAAGACAAAUUCUUGUUGUGUUAUAUUAUGAUGUGAUUCUGUAAUAUAUACCAGACGUCUCUUCAUGGAUUGUAAGUGUACCAAGAAACAGUUUUAAAGAAUAUACGAUAACAGUUUAAUGUCAAAAAUAUUUUUAUCCAUUAACACAUACCAUGUUGUAGAGACAGUAGAAAUUUAACAUUUCUUAUAAGACCACCAACCUACCUACCUUCCUCAGUUGAAGUUUUGUUUCCAUUUGGCAAUAAUACAAGAUUUUUCAAUGUAUCAAAAUAUGGGAAAAAUAAUCAUUUUGCAUAUAGAAAAUGUUUGAAAUAUACUGGUCCAUUUUAUUAUAAUAACAAACAUAGUUACACUUAUUGUUGUCACAUUACAUCUUUGUCCCAAAAAUAUAUGUAAAAAGA
This is a messenger RNA of Mytilus californianus (California mussel), 1262 nucleotides long. RefSeq names its product synaptobrevin homolog YKT6-like. The record is from RefSeq and is a predicted model, not a curated record. Gene Ontology annotation, cellular component: Golgi apparatus. Lineage: Eukaryota; Metazoa; Mollusca; Bivalvia; Mytilida; Mytilidae. Gene Ontology annotation, biological process: endoplasmic reticulum to Golgi vesicle-mediated transport. Bases 293 to 892 code for a protein of 199 amino acids. The transcript is spliced from 8 exons. Gene Ontology annotation, molecular function: SNAP receptor activity.